Asparagus officinalis (garden asparagus) is the source of this 2315-nucleotide messenger RNA. RefSeq names its product quinolinate synthase, chloroplastic-like. The record is from RefSeq and is a predicted model, not a curated record. Gene Ontology annotation, cellular component: chloroplast. Lineage: Eukaryota; Viridiplantae; Streptophyta; Magnoliopsida; Asparagales; Asparagaceae. Gene Ontology annotation, molecular function: quinolinate synthetase A activity; 4 iron, 4 sulfur cluster binding. Gene Ontology annotation, biological process: 'de novo' NAD+ biosynthetic process from L-aspartate.
AACUCAAACAGCCUCAUCUCCGAGUUCCAAUCUCUCCCCCAAUCAAUCGACCGCGUCAAGCGCCUCCUCGACUACGCCUCCACUCUCCCGCCUUUUCCCGCCGCUGAACGAACCCUAGCCAACCGCGUCAUGGGCUGCACUGCUCAGGUUUGGCUCUCGGCCUCCAUCAACCCUAGGCGGACGAUGAGCUUCUCGGUGGACAGCGAUUCGGAGAUUACGAAGGGGUUUUGUGCAUGUUUGAUAUCGGUUCUUGAUGGGGCUACGCCGCUGAGCGUGAGGCCCGAGGAUUUCGGGGAGUUGAAUGUCGGGGUUGGGGUUGGCGUGAAGGGACGGGGACAGUCGAGGGCAAACACUUGGCAUAAUGUGUUGGUUAGCAUGCAGAAGAGGACGAAGAUUCUUGUGGCUGAGUUGGAGGGGAGGAGUCCUGUGGAGCCGUUUCCUUCGUUGGUGAUUGGGGCUGAUGGAGUGGAGGCGAAGGGGAGCUACGCUGAGGCUCAGGCAAUGUUUUUGUCUCCAGAUGAGUCAAAGAUAAAGGAACUUGUGAAUGUGCUGAAGGAGAAGAAAAUUGGUGUGGUUGCACACUUUUACAUGGACCCCGAAGUCCAGGGUGUCUUAACAGCUGCACAGAAGCAGUGGCCUAACAUUCACAUUUCUGAUUCCUUAGUUAUGGCAGAUACAGCAGUCAAAAUGGCUGAGGCUGGUUGUCAAUAUAUAACUGUACUUGGCGUAGACUUCAUGUCAGAGAAUGUCCGUGCAAUACUGGAUCAGGCGGGUUUUGAGAAGGUUGGUGUGUACAGGAUGUCAAAUGAACAAAUUGGCUGUUCCCUAGCAGAUGCUGCAGAAAGUCCAACAUAUAUGCAAUUUCUCGAGAGAGCUUCUAGAUCACCUCCUUCAUUGCAUGUCAUCUACAUAAAUACUUCGUUACAAACAAAAGCUUGUGGACAUGAAGUUGUCCCUACUAUCACCUGCACUUCUUCUAAUGUUGUGCAGACAAUACUGCAGGCCUUUGCUCAGAUUCCAGAUGUAAAUAUUUGGUACGGUCCUGAUUCAUACAUGGGUGCAAACAUUGCAGAGUUGUUUCAUCAAAUGGCUAAAUUGACAGAUGAGGAGAUUUCAGAAAUACAUCCAGAGCAUAAUAGGAACUCCAUUAAGUCACUGUUACCACGAGUCCAUUAUUAUCAGGAUGGUGCCUGCAUUGUUCAUGACAUGUUUGGUAAUGAAGUUGUGGAGAAGAUUAAGGAAUUAUACUGUGAUGCAUUCCUUACAGCUCAUUUUGAGGUCCCCGGAGAAAUGUUCUCUCUUGCUAUGGAAGCAAAAAGGAGAGGGAUGGGAGUUGUGGGCUCCACCCAGAAUAUAUUAGAUUUCUUUAAAAGUCGGGUGCAAGAUGCUUUAGAUAGGGAUCUUGAUGAUCAUCUUCAGUUUGUUUUGGGGACAGAAUCAGGAAUGAUCACUUCCAUUGUUGCUGCGGUUCGUGGAUUACUGAGUUCUCCUGCAUACCUUUCUAGAAAAUCAAGAGUCACUGUUGAGGUUGUGUUCCCGGUCUCAUCAGAUUCAAUAUCAAAGACAAAAUUGAAUUCAUCGGAAGGAGUAAAUUCAUCUAUAGCAAAUGAUUUAGCUAAACUUACUGUAGUUCCUGGUGUGACUACUGGUGAAGGAUGCUCUAUUCAUGGAGGUUGUGCUUCCUGCCCAUAUAUGAAGAUGAAUACUCUUAGCUCUCUGUUAAAUAUCUCCCACGAGCUUCCUGACAGUGAAAAUGCUCUCUGUGGUUAUCAAGCCAGCAGAUUUAAUGCAACAACACCUCUUGGAAAAUCGAUCGCUGAGGUUGGAUGUGAACCAAUAUUGCACAUGAGACACUUCCAGGCAAGACGACAAUUACCUGAGAAGCUUGUCCAUCAGAUUCUCAUGCGGUCCAAUGAUGGAGCAGCUGUUUCAUGACAAUCCGUCAAAUGCAUGUAUGUUUUGAUGCUCUAAUAUUAUAGAACCAAGUUUGAAGUAGAAUCUCUCUCACAUCUAUUUGAAAUACACAAAAUACACAUUUUGGUGCAAUAUAAAUUAUGCUGGUCAUCUUUCAACUGAGCUCCAGUUUAUGUACCUUUAGAACAAAUGAAGCUACAGGAAGCUCGUACAAUUGCCACCCAAUUUUUUUUAUUUGGCUUCGUCAGCUAAUCUUUGCUUACAUUUUUUUUAUUAAAUUCCUUAUAUAAAUGUAUGUAAAUGAACACUGAUGUUUAUACACAAGUAUGUCAGUCACAUUUCCGAACAGUUUAUGAUAUACUUGGUUCACUAGUCAAAGCUUUUUCAUGCUUAUUCAAGUA